Molecule: messenger RNA, 2426 nt
Organism: Eucalyptus grandis
Lineage: Eukaryota; Viridiplantae; Streptophyta; Magnoliopsida; Myrtales; Myrtaceae
Product: calcium-dependent protein kinase 28
Exons: 12
Coding region: 232-1878 (548 amino acids)
Biological process (GO): intracellular signal transduction; peptidyl-serine phosphorylation; protein autophosphorylation
Cellular component (GO): nucleus; cytoplasm
Molecular function (GO): calcium/calmodulin-dependent protein kinase activity; ATP binding; calcium ion binding
Source: RefSeq, a predicted model, not a curated record
AUCAUCUCUCCUUUCUACCUCCUUUGUCUGGCUUUUUCAUAACUGCUCCAUUCUUCUCCUUUUUUAAUCUGUAUCUAAAGCAAGCUCGUUCUGUCUGACCUCUCUCUCUCUCUCUUCCUUCCUUCCUUCCUCUUCUCUGCCACCAACUUUCCCUCCUCGCGCGAUCCGCUCCGCUGCGUAUACCGUUCGGAAUCCGCCAUUGCCUCUUGAUCCGUCGGAAGAGCGGCUAGCAUGGGAAUCUGCGCCUCCUCCGCCGCCCGCAGAGCCGGAGGCUCCGCCGGCGCUUCGACGCGGCGGAACGGGAAUCGGCGGCGGGAGCGGGAUCAGGACGGGGCGGGCGAGGCGAAUCGGAAGCGGAAGGACGAUCGGCAGGCGAAGGAGGGCGGCGGCGGCGGCGGCGGCGGAAACGGGAAGCAGGGCGGUGGCGCUGUCCCUUGCGGGAAGCGCGCGGACUUCGGGUACGCCAGGGACUUCGCCGAGCGGUACUCGCUGGGGAAGUUGCUCGGGCACGGGCAGUUCGGUUACACAUACGUCGCGGUCGACAAGGUCAAUGGCGAUCGAGUCGCGGUUAAGAGGAUUGACAAGAGUAAGAUGGUUCUUCCCAUCGCGGUUGAAGAUGUCAAACGGGAGGUCAAGAUUUUGAGAGCCUUAACAGGCCAUGAGAAUGUUGUUCAGUUUUAUGAUGCAUUUGAGGACGACUCUUAUGUUUACAUAGCCAUGGAGUACUGUGAGGGUGGUGAGUUGCUGGACAGGAUACUAGCCAAGAAGGAUAGCCGGUACACUGAGAAAGAUGCAGCAGUUGUUGUGAGGCAGAUGCUCAGGGUUGCAGCAGAGUGUCAUUUGCAUGGUUUGGUGCACCGUGACAUGAAGCCAGAGAACUUUCUCUUUAAAUCAAGCAAAGAGGAUUCUCCCUUGAAGGCUAUAGAUUUUGGCUUGUCUGACUUCAUAAACCCUGGGAAAAGGUUUCUAGAUAUCGUUGGCAGUGCCUAUUAUGUUGCUCCUGAAGUUUUGAAACGCAAGUCAGGCCCAGAAUCAGACGUUUGGAGUAUUGGUGUUAUUACCUUUAUUCUGCUCUGUGGGAGGCGUCCUUUCUGGGAUAAAACUGAAGAUGGUAUUUUCAAAGAGGUUCUAAAGAAGAAACCUGAUUUUCGUCGCAGACCAUGGCCAACAAUAAGCAACAGUGCUAAAGAUUUUGUGAAGAAGCUACUUGUGAAGGAUCCCAGGGCAAGACUUACUGCUGCUCAAGCCCUCUCGCAUCCAUGGGUCAGAGAAGGAGGAAAUGCAUCGGAUAUCCCCAUUGAUAUAUCAGUUUUGAACAAUAUGAGACAAUUUGUGAAGUACGGUCGACUGAAACAAUUUGCUUUACGGGCACUGGCAAGCACACUUGAUGGAGAGGAACUUGCUGACCUCAAGGAUCAAUUUGCUGCGAUUGAUGUAGAUAAAAAUGGUUCUAUUAGUCUUGAAGAAAUGAGAGAGGCCCUUGCUCAGGAUCUUCCCUGGAAGAUGAAGGAAUCACGUGUCUUAGAGAUUCUUCAAGCGAUUGAUAGCAACACGGAUGGGCUAGUGGAUUUUACUGAGUUCGUUGCAGCAACUCUUCAUGUGCAUCAAAUGGAGGAACAUGACUCAGAGAAGUGGCAGCUGCGGUCACAGGCCGCUUUUGAGAAAUUUGACAUUGAUCGUGAUGGUUAUAUAACCCCAGAAGAACUUCGACUGCAGACAGGUUUGAAAGGCUCCCUCGGUCCUCUACUAGAGGAAGCCGACAUCGACAAAGAUGGGAAAAUAAGUUUAUCAGAGUUCAGAAAGCUGUUAAGAACUGCAAGCAUGGGCUCUCAAAACUUGCCGAGCUCAUCUGGUUAUCGGAAUUUGAGGAAAAUAUAGAUCCAUUCUGAAGCUUUUUGGGUGUUAAAAAGAGAGAAGAGAGCACGAGAUGGGUUACGUAUUUUGGUUACUCAAGAUAUACCGAGCCAAUCGUGAUGACCGCCUGGGUGCUUUGCCCCGUUGCCAGUGGAAAGCCCUGUACAAAAGUUAGAUACUGAGUCAAGGGAUUUUGCAUGGCACCCCAAGUUAGCCGAGAAGUGUUUCGGGAUGAAGGUUUGGAGAGAUUUUGCUGCUGUGGUCGUUUACUUGGUGAGAGGGAAGGGCUAUACGGGCGUACGUCUUGUGAUGAGUGUGGGAUGUGUAGGCUGCGACUGUAUAUUUAACGCCCUCGAAUUUGAGGGCCCAUUCUACUGCAGAAUGGGCAAUGCUUUUUUACUUGUAAGGCCUUCUCUUUUCCCAAUUUUUUUCGCAUCGCAAAUGACUGGAGUGUAAACAUUUUUCAGUCUCUCUCAGAGAUGGGCAAUGCACCUGCUUUUUCUGUGAAGGAUUUAGAGAUGUAUGCUGAGCAGCUAUUAAGGAAAAUAAAUUGAUCAGAUUAUUUAGGGUGA